UACAUAUUGUCUCAGCAAAAAGACAAAAUAAAGAUGACAAAUUUAAAAAAGGUGAGAGUAGAACGAAUUUGAAUUAAAAGAAAUCCAGUACUUCAGAAAUUGUAUAUCGUUUGUAUAACGAUAAAUAUAAAAGAAUAAAAGAGAAGCUGCUAAUUUAAUCACCGUUGCAACUUAACCACAGUACUGGACACACUAGCGCUGAAAACGCGAAUAACGUCUGUCUGAUCGUACGCUUUUCAGUGAGCCGCGUCAGUUCGAUAAAGACCACAGUGGACCACAGUGAUUUACGGAGAGGAAGGCAAUAGACAUCGAAUGUAAUUAUCAAAUGUGCCUUCGAUUGAGCACAGUUAUCACUGAAGCACAAGUUUAUUACUGAAAAAAGAUUUGCUCGAUUAGCGAAUUAUCAGCGGACGAAGAGAAAUGGAAAAGACAGACGAGAACGAACAUAAUGCGUUGCGAGAAGUUUUAAGUGACGAAGAAUUGACGCAAAUCCCGGAAGGAUUCGUUAAGAAAUUAAAUGCGUUUUUCAACGAAAAAUUCGAACAGUACAUUACAGCUAAGGCGGUUUUUGAAACCAACAGGAAGAACUUUGACCACACUUCAGAAAAAUUACAAAAAGAGUUAACAGAAGAAAAGUCAAAUUUUGAGGAAUGCAAAGGAAAACUGACAUUAUCAGAGAAAUAUACUGAUGAAUUACAGUCUAGUUUGGAUGAAGCCAAAGGUGAAAUACAGAAAUUACAAGACACUGUUAAAAGAUUGGAAAAAGAAAAUGCAGACUUACGUAGACAUAGAGAUACAGUUGUGGAUGAGAGAGAUGCAUUGCAAUUGCAGGUUGAAAGACGAGAUACAGAAAUUGAACGAAUGCAUACAGAAUUAUCUUCCCUGGGAACACAGCUUCAAAAUGCUAUUGCUGCUAAAUGUCAAGCUUUAUCAGAAACAGAGGAAAUUCGGAGUCGUGACAUGACUCUUGACUUUAAAGAAAAACGAUUAGAGCAAGAAAGAGCUUUGAUUCAGCAACAAAUGGCAGGACUUGAGGAGGAAUUAGCAAAAAGAAUGUCAGAAUUGCAGGCAACAAGAGCAGAAGCAUCUGCGCGAGCUCUUUUAACUGACACUCGCUUGUCACAACGCGACGAAGAAUUACGUAUCGCUAAUGAAGCAGCAUCACAGUUGCGAGAGUCUUAUACAUCUAUCCAAAGACGCUGCGACGAGCUCGCUCAGAAACUAGAAGAACAGCGUACUCAAGAAAUUUCUAUGCAUGCUUCUUAUAGAGAAGAAAUUGGUGCCCAAACCAGAUUGGCUGAUCUUUACAAAGGUAUGGCCGAUGAAGCAAAUGCAAAGGCAGAAGAGUAUAGCAGUGCAGUUAAAGAACUUCAAGAACUAUUGGAACAUGCAACUGAACAAUAUGGAGCACUAGAAACUACACACAAUCAACUUCAGUUACAGCACAAAGAAGAGUUAGAAGAAAAGGAACAAAAGAUAGAUGAGCUCUCAAAAGAAUUGAUUCAUGCCAAUGAAUUACUUAAAAAUAUUAAACAAGAGAGAUUGGAUCAAGCUGUUGAACAACUUGCACCAACAGCAGCCAUAGCCAGUCGUGUGCUUAGGAAAGGUUUAAGCCUUACUCAAAUCUAUACACAGUUGGUUGAAGUGACAAAUGAAUUAACGUCAGAACGUAAUGAAAAAGAAAGCUUGAAAUCUCAGAUGGACGUUAUCUUACGAGAAUUGGAAGAAAAAGCGCCCAUUUUACAGCAACAACGUGAAGAUUAUGAUACUGCAAUGGCCAAUAUCACGACGCUUACAUCGAGGUUGGACGAACUUUUGGCAGAGAAUCAUAAAUUGCAAGAAACGACAGACGAAGCAAAUCGUAUUGCUAAACACCAUACUAAGGAAAAUCAAAGGCUGAAGACAGAGUUAUCAGACUUGGCACGACAAGUGUGCUUCUUACUGAAAGAAGUUCAGGAGAGUAGAAGUGGUAUAACUAUGCACUCAAAUGAUUUUUCGAACGCAAUGGAGAUAGACAACCUUGCUUCAUCAGAAAUUAUCAGUAAAAAGCUUGUCACAUUCAAAGAUAUUGAAGAAUUGCAAGAAAAUAACCAGAAAUUGUUAUCGAUAGUCCGUACAUUAUCAUCAAGGCAGGAAGAAAUUGAAAGAGCAACCGAUGAAAUAAAUUCUGGUGAAAUGAAAGAAAAAUUGGACAGAUAUCUAGAACAGUUAGAAGACAUGCAAACUGCCCAAGAUAGGCAAGCAAAAAUGUUGGAAGGCCUUCUAAGACAACGUGACAUGUAUAAAAAUAUGUACCAACAAUGUUUGAAGCAAACAAGUAUGUUGGAUAAAAAGGAGCUUUCUGUAGCACAGGAAGAUGAAGCAAAGGAUGUAGAUGGAGAGAAAUCUGUCAUCAACGAAUCGUCAAGAGCCACUCAGAAUAACGCCAAUACAGAAAAAGAAUUGAAAAAGCAAUUAGCCGAAUGUGAAGCUAAAUUAAAACAAUCUACAGACGAAUUUGAAACGUACAGACAGGAAAGAUCGGCUCAUGAACGAAUGUUAGGGGAAGAAGUUGAAAGGCUUAGAAAAGAAGCGGAAGCAAAUUCAACUCGUUGCUGUAGAUUGAAAGCACAGUUAGAUUCUGCAAACGAUAGGUUUAAUCUUCUGCAGGCAAACGUUACUUCUUACAGAUCUCAAAUAAAGGUGCUUGAAGAGAAAUGCUGUAAUUACAACGUAACAAUUGGUAAACAUGAACAAAGCUUAAUGAUUUUAAGAGAUGAAACCUUAGCGGCUCAAACGCGUUUGUCUCGUGCUGAAGUACAGUUAGAAAACAUGCGACAAGAGCGACAGCUUCUGCGUGAUUCAGAAAGUCGCCUUCUCAAGGAACGCGAAAUAUACCAGAGAGAACGUCAAACGCAAUCUCUAUUACGUGCAGAUGUCGAGUCCAUUAAAGCUAGUCUGGAGCGAGUUCAGGCCGAAGGUAAUCUGCGUGCAGAACAACGUUUGGAUGAUGCCAUAAGGGAGUGUGCAGCGUUGAGACGCCGAUUACAGGAAGAACAGGACCGAUUUAGAGAAUUGUCAACACAUUUGGAGAGGCAACUUGCCACAGCACAAGAAAGACUUGCAGAGGAACGCAAUGUAACGGAACAAAUUAGAGCUGAAUUGGAGCAGGCUCGUCAGUCUGAUUCUCAGAACACUCAGCGCAUAGAAGAACUGAAUACUAAACUUAGACAAGCCGUUACUCAUUCAAUAUCAAAGCCCUUCACUGGUGACGAAAAUCUCGUGAAGAGAUUAAAAGAAGUUGAAAUGCAGCUUGCGACCACACAGGCAGAAUCGAAAUCGUUGUCGGAACAAUUAAAAGCCGCGCGACAACAAAGCGAACAAUAUUGUAAUAUAGCUGAGAGUGCAGAGACGCAAUUAAGAGAACUAACCGCGCAGCAUAACAAAUGUAAAGAAGAAUUAGAAACCGCUUUGAAAGAAGCGCGUGUAGAAGUAAUGUCCUUGCAGAAAAGGGUGCAGGAGUUGGUAGAAGAAUUAGCAAAAGUUUCCAGUGGUAAACAAGAAACGGAUUCAGAGUUAAGAGCAAAAUUAGAUGAUGCAGAAAGAAAGCUUGAAGAAUUAGACGAAGUUAAAGGAGAAUUAGAGCUCUUUAAGAGUGAUUUGCAAAGCGCUUCAACAACUGCGAAAGAAGCUGAAGAAAAAUAUGCUAGAGAAAUGGUUUUACAUUCAGCAGAUCUUCAGACAUUAGCUAAGCUUAAAGAAGAAGCUCAAGUGGUAGAGCAGAAAAUUACAACAUUAACUCAAGAAAGAAAUGGCGCUGUAGAAGCUUUGGAAAUGGAGAGAUCAGCUUGUCAAGAAAGAGAGAAAAAAUUCCAAAAUGAGAUGCAGGAAAUGCAACAAAGGAUAGACGAUCUAGAUACACAAAAUGCCAUUUUACAUACACAAAUUCAAGAAUUAAGUGAUAAAACUGCGAUUAUGCACAGUCAGAAAACUAAGAUCAGCGGUCGGGAAAGUCCGGACACUAGCUUCGAAACACUGAAUCGUAGUUUCAGCAAACUGGAGGAUGACUCUAAAUCUCCGGAACAAUUGCUGAAAGUUAUGAAGUAUCUGAGACGUGAGAAAGAUUUGGCUGUAACGAAGUUUGAUGUUCUCAGAGCAGAAAAUCUUCGAUUGAAAUCACAAGUGGAGGUAUUGGAAAAAAGAUUAAAAGAAACAGUAUCACUUCUCAGCUCCGUAAGGGAGAAAUCCGAAAUCGAUGUAGUAACAACAUCUAAACACGCAGAGCUGCUACGGAAAGUUGAAACCUUGAAUGCGAUCACAGAUUCCAAUAGAAUUCUCAGGGAGGAAAGAGACAGUCUGGGUGGAAAGGUAGUAGAGCUUACCGCGAAAGUUGCGGCGCUUUCUGAAGAAGUGGGCCCGCUUCGGGACUCGACGCGAGACUUACAAGUGAAAACGGAAGCUUUAACACAAGAGAACACAAGUCUUAAAGCGGAAGCAACCAGAUGGAGACAGAGGGCUAACACAUUGGUAGAAAGAGCUAACAAAGCAAGUCCAGAAGACUGGCGUAGAUUGCAGACCGAACGUGAAAAUCUCAGCAAAUUACUCGCGUCUGAACGCGAAACGCACACUAAACGAGCAGAAGAAUUGAAUCAACUGAGAACAGAGAAGUCCAAACUGGACGAGCAAUUGAUACAGAUUCAGAAACAACUACAAGCCCAAGGAGAACAAAUUCAGAAAGGCUCUGAGGAAGUGCGCAAACUGGGUCAAGACUUGAACGAAGCACUUGCCGAUUCUAACACUAAGGCUAAAGAUCUGACAACGUUGAGAAAGGAACUUGCAGAUAAAGAAGCCGUUUUGAAUGAUAUUAAGAAUAAGGAGAUACAGAUUCGAAAAAUAGCGAAGAAAUAUAAGACCCAGUUUGAGGAACUAGCAAAGUCAGUGGAAGAAGAGAAGAGCAGAUCUGAAGAGUCUCGAAUUGCGGCUGGUACAUCCGGUAACGAAGAGACUUUGCAAGUGUCCCAAGAACGCGACGAUCAACUGCGAGAGGAGGGUCGGACGGAAUUACGCCAAGCGAACAUCGAGCUGACAACAAAAAUUGACGAAUUAUCUCGGCAAAUGGCUGCCGUGCAAAAUGAAGCUGAAGCAUUUAAAAAGGAAAUCGAUACGAUGAAUAAGACUAGCGUGGAGAAAGAAGAGCGUGCGAAACAAGUACUGAAAGGUGCUAGAACGAAAAUCAUGCAGUUGACAGAAUCAAAGAAGAUAUGUGAGAAAGAAUUGCUUGACCUAAAGUCGAAACUUGAGACAGGUGCUACUGAAUCAGAUACCGCUGAACAUGACGCUAGGCUGGUAGCACUUAAGUCUCAGAUGGAAGGUAGAAUCUCCCGUCUCGAACAUGAAAGAGCAGAAAUUCAGGCAGAGAAGGAAACUCUUUUACAAAGGGUUACUCAGUUGCAACGGCAAUUGGCUGGCGUCAGUGGAGUUAGUGCUACUACCGAACCGCCUACAGCCAACAUCAAGCCUAUGUCCGCGCGAGCUGAAACUCCAUUAGCAAGUAUUCGCCCGAUGAGCGUAGUUGUGCAGUCUAGAACAGCUGCAGUUUUACCCACAACUGCUAGUGCACCGGUAAUGGUAGCGCCUCAUCAGCAACAGCAGCCGCAGCAACAGGUAGUGCAUACUACCGAAACUAGCUCCCCAACCAGUAGUCUGCCAGAUUUUCAACCAGCUAGCACCAGUAGCUCGUCACAGACAGCACCCAGCACAUUACGUCAACUCGUUGUGCAGCCGCAGUUAAGCGAAUCAGCAGAAUCAACGCAAAGAGAGGACCCAGAAAGUGCCGAAACCCUGAAUGUACAGCAACAACAGUGUCAGCAGCAACAGCAACAGCAACAACAGCAAACUGUUGCGUUGGUCAGUCCAAGGGUCGAACAACAACAGCAGCAGCAACAACAACAGCAACCUGCAGCCAGCGAUCAACAACAGACUGUAGCCAGUAGUUCAACCCAGUCGGUGAGCACGUCCCAAGCGUCUACAGGACACAAACGCCCCAGGACUCUGGAUUCGACGGCAUCAGGAUCUGGAAUCGAGGGUAUAGAUCAUAGCAGGCAAGAACAGGCGCUUAGUCCCAAGGCCAAACGGACCAGGCAAGAAAUCGCGUCCACUGCCAGUGCUAGUGCUUCAGAGGUCGAGUACCAGGUACCAACGUCGAGCCAACGGGAUCAAGAUGAAGAAGUAGAAGAAGGGUGUGUAGUUGUAGUAGACUGUGAUGAAGGCGAGGGAGGAGGUAAUCAUCAAGCACAAGAAGAGGAAGAAUUUGAUAAUGAUCCGUAUGAAGAGAUGGAAGAGGAAGAAGAGAUGCCAUAUGAGGUUGAGGUAGAAGUAGAAAGGGAUAACAACGAAGUUGAAAUUAUCAUGGGCGAAGAUUCUACAAGUGUAGAAGUUCCUAGACAAGCACAAGUAACGGUACCUACAAAUCAGCAACAACAACAGUCUGAAGCGAUAAGUAGUGCGGGACCAACUGGAGAACCGCCCACGUCAUUUACAACACGAUCGUCGCGUGGAAUUGCACCCAUGCCUAGGCAACAGCAACAGCAACAUCUGCUUUUGCCUCAACAAGGAUACGAAGACGGGGGUGACGACAGUAUAGUACCAAGUACACCGACUCUGUUCGUUCCACGUCGUGGAGACGGAUUUGGAGAAGCUGUUAGUUCACCCCAAGUUCCACAAGGCCGUUUUACAUUUGGAGAUUCAUCUGCACCGACGACGGCGUCGCCAACGCCAUCCUUGUCUACUCCUUCGGGAUCAGCAGCUCGAACAAUAUUCGGUUCAUCGAGUUCCAGUGUGGCACAGGUGGUUCAAGAGAGUAUGGACGAUAGUAGAAUGGAUCUGCUUCAAUUAGAAGACGGCGGUACUGGUCGUAGUGUACCCACUACACCUUUACAAGUUUCGCCAGCAGCUGAUUUACCGCCUUCGACAAGCAGUGGACCAUCCGAAGAGCAGGAAACACCGGUUUCAGUGACACCCGUGUCUGUAACAGGUACCACAGUUGGUGACACUAGUGAAGAACCUGCGAUACCUAGUAUUCGUGUAGUCGGUGUCGAUGAUCAACAACAUAGUCAAACUGAAAUAAUCACAGAAUCUAUGACACCUACUGAAGGUAUGAGUUCCGAGAGUGAAAAACAUACAGAAGAAGCUGGUCCUGCAGUAUCUGGGGAAGAUGAUACGGUAGACACUGGUGAAGGAACUGAAGAACCUGGAAGUGAGGUGGUGGAGGAUGAAGUGGAGGAGGAGAACCGCGAGGCAGAAGCAUCCCCCUCUAGUAAUACACGUCAGAGAGCAAUGGCAGCUGCAGCUGCAGCUGCUGGGGUUGGAACCGCUGCAAAUGGCACCAGAAGUGCAACUGCAAGACGGUCUUCGCGAUCGCCGUUUAGAGCUCAACGUGGUUCUCGACCUACACCUAUUGUUUGGGAGAGCCAAUCUGGUAGGGGACAACCUGUAGUACGCGGAGGACAUGCGGCAAGGGGGUCAAACAAUGAAACCGGAAGAGGACGUGCAACCCGAGGACGUCGAAUGCGCUCCAAAUAUCCGUCGUACGCGCGAUUCUAAGAGUAGAAGUUGAUUUUGUAUACGAUGCCAUCUGAAAACUACGGAUCACUGUCUUCGUGUACGCACGAUGUAACAGACUGGUUGGCUGUUAAUAUAUAUCAACGUUCGAAAUGAAAAUAUUUUUGUUUAAUGUUAAACGGGUAAUUAUGUUGUACAGAUAGAUUUGUCGUUAGGACAUUUGUUAUUUCUAUACGCCUAGGAUGAGACUAUAACAUCGUUCUUGCAACGAUGACUGUGUGCAUCUUUCAAAAGAGGAAAAUAUUUGGGGUUAACAGCAACGAUACACUAUUUUCUGUUACAUUAUUCUUGGUAAUCAAAAGAGACAUUCCUUUCGUUGAGUAUUUUCAUUUCGUUCAAAGUUAAAAACACUGAUCGAAAGUACAUAGCAUUUAAGUUGUCUUAUUUAUUUACUUGUAGAAUGUCAUUUUUAUGUGGUUGUUGUUCGACUGUCAUCGACCAUUGGAGGGACUUUUAUGUGACGCAUUCGUACGUGAGACAUUUUUCAAACAUUAGUCGACUUUCACGCUUUUAGGCAGAGCCAUAUCAUAAACAUUUUUAAUGAAAAUAUUUUGUCAGAAUGUACAAGGAGUGUCUUAGUUUUUAAAGGUACGUUUUCUUUCUAUACGUUUUACAGAUUUAAUUGAAUCCUACGUAGCUUCCACGUGUCGGUGAUAAAUAUUAAUAAAUACCUAUGAUUUACAAAACGCCUACUCGAAUAGAGUUCGAUAUCGAUUACGAAAUUAUCAUAAAUACGAGGUACCGAGGCCCGGUACAAAUAUAAUACAAUGUAUAUUUUAUAUUCUCUACAUCAGUCUCUUGUCUGAUUUAACAUAUUGCCAACGAUAUUUAAUUAAUACUUUUCGAAUACUUAACAUGUACCGCGUUAUUCCGUGAAAGUAUUUUAAAUUACCGGCAAGAAUAUAUAAAUACUGAGACGCGUAAAUGUAUCUAAUAACUCACACACGUUUCAAUAAUAUGAUAGUUCCGAUGUUGUCAUGUCAUUAAAAUAAUAUCACAACGGCAAAUAAAUAAGCUCUUUGCUAGAGAUUUUACCGUAACUUCUAACAUAUAUUAAUACGUUCUGGUCCCCUUUUCAUUUCGAUGAACUACUCAGUUAAUAGCAAUAAAUAUGACUAGCUAAAUGGAUUAUUUACAUAU
This is a messenger RNA of Dufourea novaeangliae, 8739 nucleotides long. It is a transcript of the gene Mgtor, whose product is annotated as nucleoprotein TPR-like. The transcript is spliced from 14 exons. Gene Ontology annotation, molecular function: structural constituent of nuclear pore. Gene Ontology annotation, biological process: mRNA export from nucleus; protein import into nucleus. Gene Ontology annotation, cellular component: nuclear pore. The record is from RefSeq and is a predicted model, not a curated record. The coding region runs from base 421 to 7581 and encodes 2386 amino acids. Lineage: Eukaryota; Metazoa; Arthropoda; Insecta; Hymenoptera; Halictidae.